Molecule: messenger RNA, 5510 nt
Organism: Bemisia tabaci
Lineage: Eukaryota; Metazoa; Arthropoda; Insecta; Hemiptera; Aleyrodidae
Product: centriole duplication and spindle assembly protein centrobin
Biological process (GO): centriole replication; centrosome separation; mitotic cytokinetic process
Cellular component (GO): centriole; centrosome
Source: RefSeq, a predicted model, not a curated record
GUAUCAAUGUGGGAAAAUCAAAUAAUUUCAUCGCUCUUUUUUACUUAAUAAUAAUUUUGGACGGACAUGGUGUACCGAAGAUUUCAUCAAUCGGCAAUCAUUUAAACAUGGCGCCAAACUAUGGUUUUCUAGUUGGCCGCCAGAGCGUAGUAGUUACAUAUCAACAAAACUGUGUUUGUUUACUGUUGAAGUUUCAAAUUUGAAACUUUUCAUUGGCUCCAAAAGUUUCGUUUGAAGUUCCUAAGUAUGUACUCAUCCCUUUUUAAUUUUUGUUUUAUAUUUCAUAUUCUUAGUUCAACAGUACAAGUGCAAUGUAUUUGUCAUUCGGACUAGUUACAUACUCAUUCUAAUCGGUUGGAUGUUCACAUGACAUAACCUUAACAUCCUCAUUCCCAAAUUUUAAAUCCUCCCUGCAACUGAAAGUUUUGCUGAAACUUUGCCGAUUUCCAGAUUCUGAGUGGGUGCCUCCUAAACGUUAGUUUUGCCAUGUAUCCAUCGCUCCGUUUGCUUUUCGUAAGUAAUGAGCAACUCAGAUGACACCGAUUUACUACUCGAUAUUCCACCAAAUUUUUUCUCAGUCCCUUCAGAUGAUUCUGAGACUUCUGAUCGUGAACUUUCCUUAAGUAAAAGUUUUAGAUUCAAACCUAAACGUCAAGAUAAGAAGAAGCUUGUCUCAGACUUGAUGUGUAAUGUCAGUGAGUUAGCAAAUCGUAUCUCAGUACUAGAAGACAUCGAAGGAUCAAGGUACUCCAGCUGUGGCGAAAGUCACUUGCCCCUCGGUAAUUCCUCAUUUCAAAAUAUGCAUGUUUUCAAAGGCAGCACCGACAGUUUGUCACAACAUUCAUUCAAAUCUAGCAGUCACCAUCUUGGUGGAUCACCUCCUAAGUCAACACGACCACAGUCCUUACCUCCAACUCCGAUUCUGAAUCGAUAUUCUCAUAUUCUAGAAGAGUUUCCAAAAAGCCACUCGUUGAAUACAUCACCAGAAAAGAGCAAGUAUUUGUCCAAGACAAUUGAUAGUCCUCUCUCCAGGAUCAAGACUUCCUCAAAUAAUCAGAACAAUCAGAAUAAUGUGUCUGAAUCCUCUUGCAAGCGGAGGUUGUUUAGUGAGAGUGAUUCCCAUUCGAUUACUUCAGCAGGGAAUGUUUUGCCGAAAGUAGACUUUAAAUCCUGUUUUACACAAUCAUACCUUGAGUCAAAGAAUGCACCACAUAAGAAUUCCUUAUGGUUUGAUGCCAAUCCAGUGAAGCACCUAGAUCUGCCAGAAGUUGACCGGUUAUUAAAAGAAAUGGAAUUGACCGAAGAAGAAAUGGAAAAUAAAUCAAAUUCCAAAGAUUGUCUCAGCAGUUUACCUCCCAGAGCAGAGACCAGCUGCUUUUUGAGAAGGAGUCAUAAUAAUCCACUUUCAGACUUGAACAACGAAACCAGCCUGUCCAAGAAUAAAACUCAUCCAGAAAUGUUGAACAUGAAGCAGAUCAGUAAUGAGUUUGAAGGGAACCUAUGUUCAAGAGAAACUAACUGUGAUUUUAAAAAAGCAGUCGUGCCACAAAAUAUGGCUGCAGACAAUGACUUUUCUGAUGACAGCAUAAGAAAAAGUACCAGGCACUUUCUCAGUGGCACAAACUCAAAUGAUUACUCACAUAGUACUGCUGGUGGCUUAACUCGUGGUCUUUACAAUGUAGAUAGUCAAAACUCUAUCAUUGAAGAGCUUAAAGAACUCGAUAAGAAGACUCAAGAGAUUGUAGCAAACUCCAUGCCUCACAGUCAGAUGAAUGCAGGUCUUUGUGAGCCUCAUCUUUCCCGGACACUGCAUAGCAGCGAUUCACUAGAAUUAUUGAAACAGAAAUUAGAAGAGGAAUAUCGACGCAGACAGCACUGUGAGAAUUUAAUCAUCGAUCUUCAGCAAGAGGUGCUAGAAUGGCGAGAAAGGCUUGCUGUAGCUGUUGCCAUUGAUGCAGAGAAAAACCGCGCUAUUGGGAAACUUGAAACAACAUGGAGGCGCACUGUAGAGCAUUGGCGGCAGUUAGAAGAUCAGCGUCAUAAUUUGGCUGUUGCCCUACAAACCUCAAAAGAGGAAAGAAGAGAAGAAAUCUCUGAACUCAACAAGAAAGUAAGGCGAUAUGAGCUAGAACUUUCUCAAGCUUUAGAUUUAGCGGCAGGCUACAAACUGAAAGCUGAUGUGGCAGAGAAAGAGCGAGCUUCAGUAAUGGCUGUUGCAGACAAGAAAAAUUUUGAAUUAAGUGCCAAACUGAAGGACAUAGAAGAGUCCAACAGGAAUACUCAAUCAAAAUUGUUGGAAAGUGAGGACAAGAUUCAACUGCUCCAAGACAAACUGUCAUGGAUGGAGCAAAACUUCUCUGAGGAGAAUAAAUUAUUACAAGACAGUCAAGAACGGUUAGGCCAACUUGAAGCAGAAUUGUCUUUGGCUGUUGCCGAAAAAGCCAAACUGCUCUCUAAGCUGAAGGAAGAAAAUCAAUUGGUUGCAAAUUUGAAGAACCAAAUGGAGGAUUUGACGGCAACUAUUGAUGAAAAAAACAAAAAGGAGAAAAAAGCUCUGGAGGAUUUGAAGACGUUGCAACAAAACCAGGACAAACUGAAGAAAGAGCUUCGAGUAUUUUAUCAAAAGCAGCUGGAAAGUGUUGUGCGGGACAAACUCAAAGAAUUCCAGUCACAACUUGACGCAGCUGAAGCUGCUCUCAAGGUGGAGCUUCAUACUCGAGAGAGAGCUCUUGCAGAACUGGCAGCUCGUCAAAUGCAAAUAUUGACUGAAAAACAUAAAUCGGAGCUUGACAAAUUAAAAGAAGAAACCAAGGAGCAACAAAAAAGCUCUGAGGACACAAUUUUAGAGCUGAAAGAAUCAUUAGAACUGGAGCGAUCUCGGCGAGCCGAAAUGGCCAGAGAACUUCAUUCUGUCAUGGAAACUCAGUGGAGACAGGCUAUAAACAUUAUCACUUCACAGACAAACUUUCCAAGCAAGCAAGAACCAACUAAUGAAAAAGGAGAAACAACUUCAUCUGUUCACGCUCUUGAGCAUGGUUAUAUGAAUCAAAAAACGGAAAGUAAAUCAAUGCCUGAUCAGCUUCAGAAAUACUUUCAAAUGUUAUUAGAAAAAAUGCCAGCCAAUAAGGAGGAUCUCAAUAAUUCCUGGCUCUACUCUUCAUUUUUAAGCGACGAUAUUGCAACCUCUGCACACCAAGGUGAAGAGUUAAACCUAAAUUCGAAUGCCAAGAGUGAGGGUAACCGUAAUGCCAAAUCAAAACCUCCAUGGAAAUGACAUAAUGCUAAAAGGAAACUGCCAAACAUUGACUUUGGAAGAGAUGCCAAAAGAUAAAAUGUAGCAGAGAUUUGAGAUUUUUCCUUGAGUGGAUUUACAAUGUCUGCAGAGCUGUAAAAAGGGAAGAAUCAAGAAAAAUAUUUAAAGUGAAAGUGAAAAAAAAGACAAAAAACUGUUAGAGAUUUUUAUCAAACGAAUCAGCAUUUUUCCCCUUUGACAUGAUUCUUCCCUAUCUGCCAAAUUUUCAAAACCAUCACCAGGAAUAUUGUAGAAAAUGGUAAUUUUGUGAGAGAGAACUUACAUUUUCUCGGUUACAUAAGCAAAAUAAAUUGCUUCUCUUUCAUGCAUGUUGAAAUAUUAUUAAUUGGAGCACAUUUUGCAAUCAAUAUAUAUUGCACUAUUUUUGGCUCUUUCGCAAAAAAACUAAUUUGCAUAUGGAAAGGAAUGAAACAUAUGUUGUCUCUCAAAUGAGUCAAGAAUAUUAGUUCCCUAGUGAAAAUGUAAUUCAAUAUAAAAAUUUUACAAUUCGUGGGAUCUCAGUCAGACAAAACCCAGGGGAGUCGGAGUUUUAUUUUCAUCACUUCCUCGAGGCUGCAGACACCCUUGUCAGCCAAAAUGAGCCUGGCAGAGUAAAGUCUCACUGAGAUGAAUUGUUAGUGGAUCGAAAAAAGUUUGACCCAAGCGGGAUUUCGUUUGAGCCGCUUUUCCGCCUAACAGGAAAUAAGGGCAUAAUAUUAAGUGAAGCGGGAACUUGACACAUGUAAUAAAGCAGGAUGUCCAGCAAUCUAAAAACCAGGAAAGUCCUGGAGAGACAACAUGUAAUUAAGAGUCGCAAAUUCUUGUGCAAGCUUGUGACUUAUGUAAAAUUUUACAGCGUUUUGAUGCAAAGCCCCACAAUGCUUUCUCCUGGUCUGUUAGACUUGAGGUCAGUCGUGAAUUUUUCUUUAGGGAAUUAAAGCCCUCUUUGAUAUGUACUGGUGAUUUGCGCUGAGCCAUGUUUAUUUUUGCCAUUCGUAGAUUUGGAGACGUAUGUAUUUUAAACUGUUACCUAGUUCGCUCGUUGACUUACCUAUUUUAGAGAUUGUACUUACUGAUCUGCAUUCCACUAUUUUUUAUUAACUGUAUCAGUAUUAAUACCUAUUACUUGUUACCUUUUUUUAGUUUUUCCUCAGUCUGUAGUUUGAUUUUUUCAGUAUUAUUUUAUUUGUAUUUGUAUAAACUCACAUUUAAUUGAUGGAUGAGCAAUUUGGCUCCACCAUUAUUUUGACAAUGCCAAUGGUUUUUUAAAGGUAAUUUGCUAUGAAGUUACUAUGAUGAAGACUUUCUUACAUAUUACUUAAGCAAAUAUUGCGCAACAGCUCCCCCAUUAAAAGCAGGUCAAUCUGAUUAGACUGACUCUGUUUUGUAAAGCAGUUUAUAUCACUUUGAGCGCUUUGACAUCACACCAACCAUAAUCACAUAAGUCUGAUAUCUGAGUCACAAUAGACUUACAUCAAACUGAUUCAGGCUGACUUCAAAAACAUUCAUGUUCAAAUCAGAGUGAUUUGUUUUAUAAAGCAGUCUGUUUAGCCUGGCCUAUUAUUACCAAGGCUUCACUGAAAAACACAUCUCGUAUAUACCUAUUCAAAAUCAAUACAGGAGACAAGAAAAAAAAGAAAAGAAAAACGGAUUUGUUCACACAAUCCACUGUAUGAUCUCAAUGUAAAGCAAUUUAAAGAAUGUUUGAGGAACAAACUUAGAAAUUUUUAAAAAAUAAUUUCCUUAUUUUAAAACCAAUGUAUCAGUACAUUCCAUUGAUCGAGUCAUUUUUAUUUUGUAGCUGUAGAUUUUUGUAAAAAUGUUAGCUCGUACAAGAUGCUGUUAUCUCUUUUGAAAUUGUUUUUUAUAAAGUGUUUCGCCAACCUAAGUAGCGUUUGCUGUGAAUUCAAAGUAUCAAUCUCUUUUUCUCCAAUCGCACCAUUUCUUUUUCCAAGCUGAUUCCUAUACCAUAUGUACCUGAAAAGUGAACGAGGAUUCUCUGAAAAUUAUCCAUCAUUUGUUUCUGGCACAUGAGAAUUCUCCGUGAUAAUGUGCUCCAGACUCUUUUGCUUACUCUCCCUUCCGUCCUAAUCUUCCCUGAAACGAGACUGUUUCUUUUCCACUAGAGUAAUUUUUACUGAAUUUUUACUAAAUUAUUUUCAUGUGUACAUAUAGUCAGCACUGUUUUGAAUUCCAAUAUAUUUUCUUGUCUCAUAGA